CUACCAUGGCCACCUACCAUAUUUUCCUGUCUCGUUUCUCCAAUCGUCUCUUCCUGUAGCUCCUCCAGAUACCCAGUUAACAAUGUGUCCAGUAAACUCUGGGAUGAGAGAGAUUUUGUUGUAACAAACAGCGAACAAAGCUUUUCCAUUCAAGCCAUAACAAAGUCCAGUGCGUUUGUGACCAUUACAUUUUACUUUCGUGGCAAGUAUAUGGUUUGUACCAACUUUCCAACGAUCAAAAAGACAGUGGUUGACGUUGUUGUCGAAUGCAUUGCCAUCAUCCUGAGCUUCAUUAAAAAUCAGCAGGCAGUUGCAUAUAAUUGAUAUCAAAAGCGAAAGACGUACAGCCUGCAUCAUGGACGGUUGCUCCGAGUUGCAGUAAAUUAAUCUGAAAAAAACCCGCAUUUUACUGCAUAAAUGACAAAAUGUAAAAUGUGCGUGUUUUUGUCGAAGAAAGAAUGUCAAUGGUAUGAAUGAGCUAGGUUUUAUAUUGUUUUUAUAUCUCCAUUCUUGCAAAAAUCAAUCAUCGAAUAAUUUUUUUAAAUUUGAUUUUCAGUUCUUAUUAUGGGCAAAUUCAGUGAUUAUGGUUUAUUUUUAACAAAAGUGAUAAUUGAUUUCUGGAGAAUUCUUACCUAAAAGUGGGGAGCAGGAGUGCAUGCUUUAUCAGAUAUAAAACACCGCGAGAGCGCAGUUCGAGCGCUUUAUACUAAUAAAGUCUAGUAAAGCAUGCACGGACUGCGAAUGUUUUAAAUGGCUUAAAAAACGACUCAUCUGAUGAGUUAAUUAGCGAAGUAAUUUUAAAACUAAACUGACGUUGUCUAUAAUCCGAGAAAAACAAAGUUAAAAUUUAUGUAAAUGAACAUAUUUUUAUCACAUGCACCGACACAGAAGUGAACAUAUUUCGUUUGUAUUUUCCUCAUACAUGCAUGCAUUAUAUUUAAUGUUUUUUAAAAAAAUAUAAUAUAAUAUGCAACCCUUAUACCGUACAUAGAACGUGUUAUAUCUGUAUCAACUAUACAGUUGCUAUAUAUAUAUAGUCUUGAGAUAUUCGCGGUUGCUAUACUGGCCAAAGUAAACAAAAUAUGAAAACAAAACUGCCGAAAAAUGAAAACAUCUUGAAAACAUUAAGGUCUAUAUAUAUAUAUAUAUAUAUAUAUAUAUAUAUAUAUAUAUAUAUAUAUAUAUAUAUAUAUAUAUAUAUAUAUAUAUAUAUAUAUAUAUAUAUAUAUAUAUAUAUAUAUAUAUAUAUAUAUAUAUAUAUUUUUGUUUUAUAGUUUGCAUUGUUUAUAUAUGCGUAAAUUGUCGGCAGGUUCUGGCUUUACCAUAGUAAGUAACUGUAAGUAGCUACAGUCAUCUUGGGUGUUAGAGGAAUGAAGUAGCCUUGUUAUAUUAAAGUACUUAUAGUAUAUAUCAUCUGUAACUACAGUAUAUCACAAAAAUAUGCACGGUAAUCCCUAAUACUACUUAAUUAAUGAAAACAUAUUAUCAUGCAUGUAUAGCAGAUUAUGAACACGGGAAAUAGAAUAAAUAGUAAGACAAAUAAAAUCUCUAAACAAGGAAGUGGAAGGCCGACCUCCAAAAAUUCAAAUAAUUUCAACGCUUUAUAUUUCUGCCAAUUUUACUUUAUUUGUAAACUAAGAUGGUUUAGUUUAUCGAGUUAACUUUCCAAAUAUAACUCGGCCUCAUUUUCUAAUUAUUAAUUGGCCCAGUGCAUACGGCAAACGUAGCCAAACUAUGGAUGUUAAAGGCCUAGAAAGUAGAAACCUGCUGUGUGUUUGAUUGAUAUAGUUAACACUUCCUGCAUUUGACGAUCCGAGACGUACGGCUUCACAGAAUCAUUUGUGUCACCUGCACCUAUGUUAUUGGUAGAACCCCUAAACGUUAAAGUGAAAUGAAUGAAUUAAUGAAUGAAUGAAUAAAAUGUAUUGUGCUAUCGAUAGAAUAGUGAACACGUACUCAAUCCUACUUCUAAAUCUAUAAACUGAUUACAAUUAAAACAUCAAUUUGAAAGAGGAGUCGUAAACUGAUUAGUCUGACUCACCUGACUGUAUUAACGUCAAAGUAAAUUCUUUUAUUUUCGAGUCUCUGUCUUCUUCCAAGGUCUAGCUCGCGCGAUGAGAAUUUGAACUGAUUUGACGGCUUAACAUCCUCAUAUACAGUAUAUAUAGCUGAUUUAAUUAAAGCCCAAAUAUUUAUGUAUGCAUGUUAGGCAUUGGUUAUGUUAUGCUAAUUCGGUAAUGUAGCGAAACAUUUAUGUCGCUUUCUCGAGGGUGUCAGUUUAUGUCGUGUGUUAAAAGUCGUGUGUCGCGGGUAAAAUCGGAGGUUGUAACUGAUGCACUAAAAACGCACAUUUUCACGAAAAUAUUAUUUUUAUACUUACUGAAGUAUCGCUUUUACAAAACUUUUAUUUUCGAGUUAUAUAUGCAUGAAAGCGAAAUAAAGAACAAUUUAGUGUAACAAGUCUUCAGUAGUGCAAUUAAUUAAAUGCUUGGUGUUUCUUGUUUAAUAAUUAAACGGUUUUCAGUGUUAAACAGGAAAGAAAACACCUACAACUUUACACAUGUUUUCGUUUUGUAAACGUAUUGUUUAAGGAUACGUAGAACAUUUGGUUAUAAAACCCCAUGCAGGUGCCGAGAUCGCUUUCAACUCCUUAGUAAGAUUGAAAUACUGGCUGUCGACAAGUAUUGAACCCGCAUCUGGUAAACUGCAUGUGAAUGUAAUGGAAAAGAUUCAGCGGCGGGCUACAGGGUCUCUCUCCUCCGCAGAGGCUUUUAAAGAAUAUGAAAUUCGAAAGAAUUGAAAUUGCGCUAGAAGGUAUUUGGUAUUCUUCAUACCAGAUACCUUCUAGCGCAAUUUCAAUUCCUUCGAAUUUCAUAUUCUUUAAGGAGAGAGCUACAAGGUUAAAGGACAAUGGCAACAAAAAUUUUUAUUGUCUAUAUUAAAAGUGUUGCUUCAUCUAACUAUAAAUAUGAUAUUAAUACCGUGUCAAACAUUUUUGUUCAGGAGUUAUAUGCAUGUUAUUUCACUGUUAAUUUAUAUAUCGUCGGCCAUCUUGGCUCGUAUUUGCGAAAAAUUAUCUUUUGGGUAAUAUGACCCGUAUGACGUAGAUGGCAGGGUAGAAUCAAAACAACAAUAUAUUUUUGUAUAGCGUGUAUCGAGAUUUAAUACGUUUUGUCAAAAAAUUAAUGCUUUUGAGUCAUUUUAAUGGAAAAUAUUCACGAGAAUCAAGUAGGAGAAGUAUUAUCAUACCAAUAUGAACCAGAAGUAGGAGAAAAACAAGCAAUAUUUUAAUUUUGGGAUAGGUAUAAAUAUAGGACCUCUACAUGCGUCUUGGACCUUUCGUUUGUGGUUUACUUAUAAUCAUUUAUUUAAUGGAUUUCUUUUAUUUUCAACGGUGUAUUGAAUGUAGACCAUGCCGUUAAAUAUUGUAUAUUAGGUGCACGCGUAUAAUGCGUGCCGCGUGCGCUGUUUUGUGUCUUUUUAUGUCAAUCCAUUGUAGAAAUAGUAUACCGCAAUUGAAGCUAGUUGUACUGUAAGUAACGUUAUUACUUGGCAACGCUUCCCUUUUCAAUUGUAUUCUAAACGUUUCAUUGCACUGUAUUCGUUUUAAAAACUUUGGCGACUGUCCUUGUUCAUACGCGUCUUCGGCAAAAUGAAGUGAGCAUAUAUUCUAGUCACAUCGUGAUUCGUGGCGACGAUGGUUUAAUGUUUUGCGCUUAUACAGAAUUCAAUCCACGCUUUUCUCCUAUAUUGCUGAUCUACCGAUUUGCCCUUUGGAAAAUUGAAGAAACAGAUUUCAUUUGUGUGUUGGCUGUCACUAUAUUAUAACCGUAGACGGCAAUACAUAUUUUGCAGUGCACCUUACGUUUUACAUGAACAAUCUAGAUAUUUUCGUUAUUCAAGCCGUACUCAGAGCUGACUAUAUAUAAUAUUUGCAAUUUCGGUGAUAUAUAUAUUCCCACACGUGAAAUUAGGGUAUUUUACAUAACAAUGAAAAUAUUGAUAAUAUUGGGAACUAUACACUACAGUACAUGCAUAUAUUUACCUAUAUAAAAUGAGAACCAAGUAAAACUACAUGUAAAAAUACAUCACAACAUAUAACCAGAUUAUAGUUAUUUUACACUUAUCUCUUGUCUGGGAAAAUCCCAUACUGACCUUGAAUGUCAAUUUACUAAUUUGCGCAAUGUCUAACUUGCGCGACACUACACAUUACAGAAGAGGCAAAUCUUGUUUGUGAGAUAACAGCUAUUUCACUAGCAUAGCAAUGUCGUUUGAAAGCCUGCUUAGUUUUAAAAACAAUUAAUAGUUGUGAAAUCUGAAGCUAGAAUUAUCCAUUGCAAUAUUGUUGCAGUUCCGCCAGUUAAUUGGUUGAAUUAUUUUUGUUAUAAUAAUAACAACACUUUGAAACACUAAAUACUCAGUAGAAUCUUUUAUUCCAAUGCAAAUUAUUUCUAUAUUUCUGCAACAGAGCAUGCACAUACAUAAAUGUAUAUGCUAUACAUAUAUAUUAUACAUACAUUUGGAAUAUAUGAUAUAUGUAAUUGGAACAGCAGAACUACCAUAACCGGAGUCAAUGUCUAAGCGCAUUUUACAACGCAAAUAUACGCUUACUGUCGAAAACACAAUCACAGACCAUUGGUAGUAAGCUGCUACACAUCAUUGAACUAUGAAUACACGUUGCAACGUAUCUGUAUUUUUUUUGUAAACAUUUUCUUCCAAAUCUCAACGUUCACAGUGUAACUUAUACUGUGGGAUUUGCGUUUACCCUGCCAUCUACGUCACGAAAUGUAUUCAUGCAUAAAUUAGCAUACGCGGAAUUUUCCCAAGAUGGCGGACGACUGUUAAAAUUUGUUAAACAUUUUCGCAAAUUAUCUGAACAACUAAAUGAAAUUAAGUAUUCCAUUAGUAAGCUUAAUAAAUACCGGCAGACAAUAAAAAAAUUUGUUGCCAUUGUCCUUUAAGUAUGUGGUCCAGAUCAACCUUACAAGGAAUGGAUUAAGAAGCUCAAGUGCAUGCCCGUCUAUCGAGUUGCGCAGAAAGCCAUGCCUUUAUUGUCGUGUACAACAGCUCUGUAAAAUUAUGUGUGGUCUGUGUGACAUUGACAGAUCCAAAUAUUUAGAUAUGGUAGGGAAAUCUCGUACGAGAUCCAAUCAUAACUACAACUAGUUAAGGCCGAAGCUUGCACGUACAAAUUAUUUUAAUCGACAUAUAUCGGUGGACUAGAACUCUUUACCUUUGGAUGUUGUGGAAGCCACUUCAUUAGCUACAGUACAGAAGUAGCGUGACAAUUUUAAACUAGGGAGGAGGGGAGGGGGAGCUUUGUUCCCCCAGUUAUAUAGUUAAAAAGGCUCUGAAUUAAACUCAGCAUAACUUCGUCUUGUUGACACAAGGAAAACGCGCGCGGUGAAAUUCACUACCUUAUCAUAGCAGUUCAGCCGUUUCCGGCGGUAUAGUAGACGUUUUCCUUCCCCCCUAUUUUCUCCUGUUAUUUUGGAAAGUCUCGUAAAGUGCAUUCGCUUUCCGUUUGACUGCCGCAGUGUUGGUAGCCUUCUCGGCAGCCCCCACCUCUGUGUUGGUAGCAUGCUCGGCAGCCCCCCCCCCACCGUAUUGGUAGCCUGCUCGGCAGCCCCCGCCACCAUGGCCAUGGGACUUCAGUGGCUCAGUCGUCAGACCAAGCGCCUUUCACCUCUGAGAUCGUGGGUUACUAUUCUCCGGCUACGGACUCGUGCGAAAAGAGUCCGUCAGUGCUCUGCCGAAAGUCGUGGGUUUUCUCCGCCUGCUCCGGUUUCCUCCCACAGGAAAGUCGACAGGGUAGGUAAGUGGGUUAGGACAAACAGUUAAGAAAGUAAUAUCACAACUGUCGCAAACACAAAAAAAUAUAGGGGUGAAUAGGUUUUCGGAUCGUCGGAUUUCACAGAAAAAAUUGUCCGGAUUUCGGAUCUGGCGAAUGUUUUACACGGAUUUCGGAUCUUAUUAAUACAGCAGAUUGCGGAUUUAUCUAAUAUUUUGGGUCGGAUCGCGGAUUUUGCUUCAAAUUUGGGCGGAUCGGCGGAUUUGUAUACCCCUAUUCACCCAACCCUUGAUGUAAAGCGCAUUUGGUCAUAUCCACAUGUAAAUUCGUGCGAAAGAAAUGCUAACGUAACUCAGGACCUUAUAAUAGGCAUACAUGAAGUACUUCCCUUAAUUGUCCUAGACACAUAAUGUGUCACACAUUAACUUAUCUUUGAUACAUGGAUUUUCCAUACAGAACGGCAUUGUUUGGUGUGUGAUCCAACCUCGUCCCCAGGGCCUAUUGAGGAAGGAGGCGAACCUUCGCCUCCUUCCUGAAAAGGCCCUGGGGACGAGGUUGUGUGUGAUCUACCUUAAUAUAUCGAUGGGAAAUGGCCACGAUUACGGAUAGCUCUGAGGCAUCAUCGAAACAAAUUAAGCCCGAAGACUUUGUGCAGUUGAUGAACAUAUUUGCUUCGGAAUUUAACAGUGAUAGCUUACAUGAUCGCGUCUUGAUUUUUGAAGUCGUUGAGCAAUCGGGGGAGGAAUCCGAGCCAGAAAGUGAAACUUCCGAACAAUCGAAAGAUUCGCAAGAUUCCAAAGGCAAAGCAGAGCCUGAAGCAGACACGUUUGAGAUAGAUACUAGCAACGGUAUGGUAUAGUGCAUAUUUAAUGUUUAUUCUUCCCCAAAGCGAACCAUAUUUUCGAAUAAUAUAUUUAGGAUUUCCUCCACCGAACCACAGAGUAAAUAGCAUACAGAUGUCUCACUUCAUAUUAAUUUCAGCGUAUUAAAGGGAUUUUUCCAGUCUGUCAUGUUCUUAGUAAGUGCCUUACAAGAGAGGCUGUCACCCCCUGGAAACAUAUUGGAAUUUAAUGUUUCAAGGGGGUGAAUGGCUCUCUUUAGGGCACUUGCUAAGAACAUGGCUGCUGGAUAUGUGCAGUAAAAACUACCUUACGUUUUUCUCACGAAGUGGGACCUCUGUAUGAUUAGUACUCUGUGACUGAACGGCGCUAGUGUUGCACCGACUGGAAAGUUUGGAAGUUGCGCGUCCGAGAUUACAAAAAUUUAAUAGUAAAUAGAUUGGGAACAUCAACACUGUGCACCCGAGAUCUCGGCUGCGUGUUGCAAACUUUCCAGACUUGGUGUUGCAGAUUCAAAACUGUUGUUUCCUAGGUAACGGUUGUCUUGUGACAUUAGUGUUAUAAUUUUAGUAAUUGUUAUGCAUAAUUGUUAGUGUUACCUAUGUAAUAGUGAUGAGUCGAUGGCUCUAGUCGAGUCGGGUCAAUGGCUCUAGUUGAGUCAAGUCAAUAGCGAACUUGAUUCGGGGAAUUUUUUAAGUUUGUUUUUAAUUUUAAUGAUAGUUAUUGUUGUGAACUUGCUUUAAAUUUAAAAAAAAAAAGAAAUAUUUCGUGUUCAUAAAUAAAUUCCAAUUUAUACAAACUUACAAAGGCAUAAAUUCAUCUAUUUAGUAAAAAUACUCGAAACAUACAUAAAUGAGUUUAUACAUUUGUACUGUUCUCCCUUUUUGAAAAUAACCGAACAGAGGUUAUUCCAUUCCAAAAAAACCGGAACCGAGAUAAAAUUUUUGGAACCGCACAGCUCUAAAUUCUCCACUGACUUUAUAUUUGAUAUAACUGUAUGCAUAUUACUUGCCUUGCAUGUUUCUACCCUGACUGCUUUGAUAUAACUGUAUGAAGAUUAUGACAGAUAUGUCUGACAGUGUAUUGAUAUUAAAGUGACUUAUUAAAUUAGACAUUGUCAGGCUCUCUGCAUGCAGCUAAGAACAUAUGGCAACUGCAUGAAACUGCAUAACAGCUGUAAUGGGUUUUGCAUGAGUCAAACCACUGUGUACGCUAUGUAUACUUGGUGUAUACUUGUAUAUGUUUACCCACCCCUUGGCUUGGUCAAUUUUUAUUCAACCCACCCAUUUCCACCCAUAAAAUUUUGUUUACCCACCCAUUUUCUCUUCGCCCCCCCCCCCCUGGCCAUAAAUAAUGACCGGUCCCUUAAUAUUCCAGGCUAAGUUUCCUGGUUAUUUUAACCUUAUGGUCUGGUUAAUUUAAACAGGACUUCCUGGUUAAACUGACCAGACAUGGCAAGAAAUGAGAAAGAGUGUACAUAUAUUGACAGGCAUGUUUACGUUGCAAACAUCUUGACUGUAAUAUAACGUAACACUAGAUUCGUUGUAGCUUGUACAGUAUUGACGGAGCUAUUGAUGUUUUAAAUUGAACAAUUGCCUCACAAUAUUGCCGCAAAUUUCCAAGGGCCUAUAUAUAUAUAUAUAUAUAUAUAUAUAUAUAUAUAUAUAUAUAUAUAUAUAUAUAUAUAUAUAUAUAUAUGAAAAUAUCAUAACUAAUGUCCCGAAAACCUUUCGCGAUAUUUUUUCUUCCCAUACGCCUACGUCUGUAUGAACGCACGUAUCCUAAAAGGUCCACAAUAGAUGUCCCAACCCCUUUAACCACCCAUUGGCUCAUAACCAUCUUAGGGUUUGUACUGGUUGAACUAUGAUCAUGUGUAUGGGAUAUACUAUACUACACAAUGAUACGAAGUUACAUUUUCCACCAAACGUCACUGUUUCUUUAGAAUCAGUGGCGUGCUCUGUGUCAACGACCUAGAUAUCUCCUCUUUUGUCACCUUUUCUUCUAAUCAUUCGUCUCGCACCCGUUCAAGCAAGGACAACUUGCUUCUAGUCAUUCCAUGCAAAACCUCUCUUAAGAAUUUUUUUUAAUCGAAUUGUCUUUCUAUGGAACCAGGGGCGUAGGAAGCAUUAAAAGGUUGAGGGAGCACUUUUGGAUAAUGAAAAUGGCACUUAAAAAGUGUUCCCGGAAAUGUUGGCGACGGGGGGGGGGGGAGGAAGAUAAUUUCGCAAUCAUCAUAUUGCAUGCUUAAUAUAAUACAUUUGCCCAAAUUUCGAAUUGCACCGUCAAUCAACGUUUUGACCACAUUUUUUAAAAAAAACAUAGACCAAAAGUUAAAUUUAUUUGUUUCAUGGACAUUUAUUUGUUGAAGGGCAGUUUUCUUAAGAAUUUGCAGGUUAGUUUCUGAACAACAUUUUUCACGAAGACAAAGAGCACUUUGCCACCGGAGAAAGGGCACUUUUUGUGUCUUCGAAAAACUUGGGGGGCCUAGGCCCCCUUUCACCACCCCCGUUUCCUACUCCCCUGUAUGGAACGAUCUCUCUCCAAUCAUUCGUAACUAUUCAUAUGUUUCAUCCUUUAAGCUCCAGCUCCAUAUUCACUACUCUUUUUCUGCUCUGUGUCAACGACCUAGAUAUCUCCUCUUUUGUCACCUUUCUAAUCGUUCGUCUCGUACCCGUUCAAGCAAGGACAACUUGCGUCUAGUUAAUCCGUGGAAAACCUCUCUUCUACGAAUUUUAACCGGAUUGUCUUUCUAUGGAACAAUCUCUCUCCAUUCAUUCGUAACAGUUCAUAUGUUUCAUCCUUUAAGCUCCAUAUUCACUACUCUUCUCAAUUAGACUCACCUUUCGAUAUUAACAGAGUGCGCACUGGGAAAACCUACUGCUCUAAAUACCGUUCUUUCAAUUUAAGCUAGCUGUUGCUCAUAAUCUAACAUAUUAUUUUUUAUAUGAUUAUGUAAAUAAUGUUCUAGUCCUUGUCUUUAAUGUAUGUCUACUUGUUGUUUUGUAUCAGGUUGGACUUCACAUGGGACUCGAUCAUGUCCUGUUGACCAUACCUUCAAUCUUUGUUAUAUAUUUUAUAGCACUUUUGUAUGAAUCUAAAGCUAAUAAAUAAGUAAAUAAACAUCGGCGCAAGAUUGUUUUACCGUUACGCGGUUUGCUGGCUGCAUGCGGUUUAACAUAAUGCCUUUUAUUACAGUACACGUCUCAAAAGACUUUAACUACAUGCAGUUAUACCACAAUAUAAUCUUGAACUGUUUUUGCCUGUGUAGGCAGUGCCAAUAAUAACAUGCAACCUUUCGUUGGUUGAGAUGCAACUACCUGAAAAAUAUAAGGAGAAUUUUGACGUUUCGCGCGAAGGCCUUCGCUCCAAACGUCGAAAUUCUCCUUAUAUUUUUCAGGUAGUUGCAUCCUUACCAACGAAAGCUUGUAGUUAAACCACAAUCCUACCAAUAAACGUUAAUUCUUUUCUUUAUAGUAUAUUUGCAGAACUCGUUCCAUUAAAAACACGAAUAGUCGCAACUUCAUUCUUUAAUAACCUCCGCAAGGAGGUUUUAUUUUCAUUUCUUUUGAAUUUUAUUCAGUCGUACACAACGUUUACAUUUCCGUCUGUUUUCAAAAGGACGAAGGUUAGGCUAUGUGUGCAUAAUGAUUCCAGUAAUUCUGCAAAUUAAAUAGUCCGUUGAAGCUGUGUCUGAGUUUUUUAUGUUAUUUAUGCUUUACCUCAUACAGGUGGUGAAAUAGAAUGUAAUUCAAACCAGAAAGAGAAAUCUUGCCAAGGCGAAACAAGUAAAGAUAAUGAAUCCAUAAGUGACGCUGGUAUGGAACCUUCGGGUAAAAUUGAUGGCAUUGUAAACGACGAUGAAAAGAAAUCAAUUGUACUGGACUCCCCUGCAAUACUUGGAGCGGAAGUUGCUGAACAAAAAUUACAAAAUAGAAGUGGAAACGAAACAGAAGUCAACAGGAGCAAAGAUCAUGACGUCGAUGGUGAAAAUAAAACUAAGUUGUUUGUUCAUAGUUCCUGGCUUGCCGUUCACAGCUCUUACUUCAGAGCCUUGUUUUACUCUGGUAUGAAGGAAACUCAUUCAAAUGAAGUGGUUAUGAAAAUUCAGCAGUCUGAAUUACAAGCUCAUUUAAUUUUAAUCGAAGCAAUGUACAAGCUGGAUGUAUUGGAUGAUAAAGAGUGCAGCCUCGUAGUUGACGUUCUUGCGUUAGCUGACAAAUACGAUGUCAAUCUAGUGUUUAAGAAGUGCAAAUAUGUUUUGAUUUCAACAUUUAUUUGCUUGGAAGAUUGUGAUUAUAUUCUGAAAAUUACCUCAGAUAUUCCAGAAUGUGGCGAUAUUUAUGAUGCAAUGGAGAAGUAUUUGGUAAAAGAAUUCAGCCCGCUUGACAAAACGUGGCUCUCAGCAGAGUUCCGUACACUGUCCAAAGAGUCAUUGAAAUUGAUUUUGGGCAGUGAUAAGUUAGUGGUACAGUCCGAAAACACGGUUUUUAAUGCACUAAUGGCGUGGAUUGAACGGAAUUUAGGAGCGAUUGACGGCGAGCAUUCUUUAUUGUCAUUGGUGCGAUUUGAACUGAUGUCUGUAGGUUUUAUGUAUGACAUCGUACGGCAUCAUACAACCGCCAAAAGAAUGAGUGGCUUCAACGAAUUCCUUCAGAAUGGUUUGGCUUAUCAUGCUUUCUCGCCGUCCAGAUCGGAUGAACUUGAGAUCAAGCCAGUGAAUCGAUGCACUUAUAGUAACAAAGAUCAGACGUUCUCUUUGGUUCUUGAUCAAGAUAAACAAAGAGAGCUUAUCGAACGCGGUAUGAUAUGGUCAAGUGUUUUUUGGUGUAAGGGGUACAUGUUGAGACUCAAGCUCCGGUAUGCGGAAACAACUUACAAGAGUUAUACUUUGUUUCUAUUCGUGCAAAAUUUGGAAAAGGGACAUGUUAAAAUCAGCUUUAGGGCAAGGUCAGAAUUGUUUGCAUCAAUUGUUAUGCAGUCUGCGAUAACCACAUACACGUGCUCAUCAAAGGGUUUUGGCCAGAGAGCGAUAAGCGACAUUGCACCAUCUAUAGAGCCAAAUACCAUCACACACACGAUAGACGUAUGGGUUGAUAUUAAAUAACUUUUAAAUUGUAUUUGUGUGAACAAUAUAUUCUUAUUAUUUGGACAAGAAGUAAGCCCCACAGAGCUUGCACAAUCGUAUAAAUUUCAGCUAACAGUGACGGUGCUGUACAAUCGUAAAUCAAUUUGCACAAUCGUAAAAUUCAACUAACAGUAACAGGGCUGUACAUAUGAUUUUUUACCUCCAGGGGAAC
Messenger RNA from Paramuricea clavata, 11927 nucleotides. The record is from the annotation of a GenBank genome assembly. NCBI's taxonomy places the organism in Eukaryota, Metazoa, Cnidaria, Anthozoa, Malacalcyonacea, Plexauridae.